This is a messenger RNA of Gastrolobium bilobum, 567 nucleotides long. RefSeq lists its product as uncharacterized. Gene Ontology annotation, molecular function: nucleic acid binding; 3'-5'-RNA exonuclease activity. The coding region runs from base 1 to 567 and encodes 188 amino acids. The transcript is spliced from 2 exons. Gene Ontology annotation, biological process: exonucleolytic trimming to generate mature 3'-end of 5.8S rRNA from tricistronic rRNA transcript (SSU-rRNA, 5.8S rRNA, LSU-rRNA). Lineage: Eukaryota; Viridiplantae; Streptophyta; Magnoliopsida; Fabales; Fabaceae. The record is from RefSeq and is a predicted model, not a curated record.
AUGGCAGCAUCAAAGCGUUCGCAAAGUACCAGCAUUGAGACAACUUGUCAUCUUAAGUCACCCAAGGUUUCUCAGGUCUUUGAUUAUUUUGUGGUCAUAGAUUUUGAGGCUAUCUGUGACAAGGAUAAAAUACCCCACCCUCAAGAGAUAAUUGAGUUUCCAUCAGUCAUAGUGAGUGGUGUCACAGGUCAAAUAGAAACAUACUUUCGGACAUUUGUGAGGCCUACACAUAAUCAGAUUUUGACUUAUUUCUGCAAGGAUUUGACCGAUAUACAACAAAAUCAGGUCGACGGUGGAGUUACAUUGUUUGAAGCUCUACUCAUGCAUGAUGAAUGGCUUGAAAUCAGUGGAAUAAAGAACUCCGACUUUGUUGUUGUCACAUGGUCUAACUGCGAUUGUGAGGUAAUGAUUGAAUCUGAAUGCAAAUUCAAGAAGAUACCAAAGACUGCUUAUUUCAACCGGUGGAUCAACCUAAGGGUUCCUUUCCAUGAGGUAUUUGGUGAUAUGAGGUGCAAUCUAAAGAAGGCUGUUGAGAUAAUGGGAGGGUCGUGCUCAUUCUGUACUUGA